Morone saxatilis (striped sea-bass) is the source of this 1332-nucleotide messenger RNA. RefSeq names its product GTPase IMAP family member 7-like. The transcript is spliced from 2 exons. Gene Ontology annotation, molecular function: GTP binding. NCBI's taxonomy places the organism in Eukaryota, Metazoa, Chordata, Actinopteri, Moronidae. The coding region runs from base 86 to 1147 and encodes 353 amino acids. The record is from RefSeq and is a predicted model, not a curated record.
CAUAAAGGAAACAUAUUCACAUACGCAGGCAGUCUUCACUCAGACUCAUCUUCACUGCACAGCUAUAGACUUCAGUUUUGAUAACAUGGGCUGUAUCGUGUCAAUGGUCAAAGAUACAGACACAAUUAGAGUUGUCAUCUUGGGAAAAACUGGAGCUGGGAAAAGCAGCCUGGCUAACACCAUAUUUGGAGAGGAUGUGUUCAAGAUCAACCAUGGUUUCAACUCUGAAACGACUGAAUGUCAAUCAGAAACCAGAUCUGUCAAUAGAAGAAAGUUCACUUUGAUCGACACUCCUGGUUUCUUUGACACAGAUAGAUCUGAGGAGGAGCUGAAGCGUGAGAUAGUGAGGUGUAUCAUAGAGUGUGCUCCUGGGCCUCAUGCUUUUCUCAUUGUGCUUAAAGUGGAGAAAUUCACAGAGCAGGAGCAGGCUGUCAUCAAAAAAAUACUCAAAUACUUUUCUGAAGAAGCCUUGAAAUAUGCAACAGUUGUCUUUACUCAUGGUGACCAGCUCCCUGAAGGACAGACCAUUGAGGAUCAUGUCCGCCAGAAUGAGCUUGUGAAUGAUCUGGUGGAGAAGUGUGGUAGGAAGUAUGUGGUCAUUGAUAAUAAAUACCUGAACAAAACUGACAAGAAAAAAAGGGUGAAGGAGCUACUUCACUUAGUAAAAAACAAGGAAAGCUACACCAAUGAAAUGCUAAUAGCAGUGGCGAAAGAAAUACAACAAGAGGAGAAGCGCAAUAACAAUGAACAGUCAUCAGGAAACAUGUCAAAGGAAGAGACCAGAGAGCAGGCUAAGCGCAGUGUAAGUGAGACGAUUUUGACCACAGUGUCAAGUAUUGCAACAGGUGUAAUGUUAGGACCUUUGUUUUCUAAAUUGCAAUUAAUUAAAUUAGCAGAUAAUAAUACAAAUCUAGUUGGAAUUGUAAAAUUGGUGGCAGAGGCAGUAGGAGGAGCUGCAGUGUCAGAAGGAACAGCUGCAGCGGUGGAAGGAGCAGCUUUAGUGAUGGAAGCUGUAAUGGGGGGCAAGAGAGGAUAUGAAGCAUCUAAGGGAGCAGACACACCAUGGGAAGCUUCAAAGAGGGCUGCAGUGGCUGUCAAAGAACACUCCAAGUCACAGUAUGAUAAGUUUAACAUGAUGUUGAACUAAAAGUCAAAACAGAAUUAAAACCUAUAGAAACAAAUGUGACUGUUGAAGAAGGGGUAGAUAAUAUCAUCAAAAGAUCAUAUCCCCUCAUAAAUUAAAUUUCAACAAACAACAAUUCUUACCCUUGUCGCCAAGUGCUUGCUCAUGGUGGUACUGCUGGGUCUCUGUAAAUAAUGUUAUAAGGAGUU